GGCUCGACAGCGGGCAUCGGGUCACCAGGCAUUGGAUCGUCUGGCUCGACAGCGGGCAUCGGGUCACCAGGCAUGACAGUGGGCACCGGGUCAUCAGGUACCGGAUCGUCUGGCUCGACAGCGGGCACUGGGUCAUCAGGCGUGAUAGGAUCAUCAGGCUGGAUCAGUUCAUCAGGCUGGGUACAGGCAUCAGGCUGGGUACAGGCAUCAGGCUGGGUACAGGCAUCAGGCUGAAGUGCGGGUGCCGAGGCACCAGGC
Staurois parvus is the source of this 258-nucleotide messenger RNA. NCBI's taxonomy places the organism in Eukaryota, Metazoa, Chordata, Amphibia, Anura, Ranidae. The record is from the annotation of a GenBank genome assembly.